Messenger RNA from Lates calcarifer (barramundi perch), 1714 nucleotides. Its product is annotated as BTB/POZ domain-containing protein KCTD12. Bases 131 to 928 code for a protein of 265 amino acids. Gene Ontology annotation, biological process: protein homooligomerization; regulation of G protein-coupled receptor signaling pathway. Gene Ontology annotation, cellular component: postsynaptic membrane; presynaptic membrane. Gene Ontology annotation, molecular function: protein binding. NCBI's taxonomy places the organism in Eukaryota, Metazoa, Chordata, Actinopteri, Centropomidae. The record is from RefSeq and is a predicted model, not a curated record. The transcript has a single exon.
UCUCCUCCCACUCAGCCCCAAGCAAUAUAAACAUUUCUGUACAGUGGAGAUACUCUCCAACUAUCCAUCCUUAUUAGGGCAGCAAGAAGGUCGCUACCGGGAUCAAUUAAGAAUUAAAAAAGAAGGAGAGAUGGCACAAACCUACAGCCAAAGUUCAACUUUCCCUGAGAUAGUGGAGCUAAACGUGGGUGGGCAGGUGUAUGUGACCCGACUUGAAACUCUCAUCGCGGUCCCCAACUCUCUCCUGUGGACCAAGUUCACUCAGAGCUCCCCGGGCGCCCUGCCAAAAGACAGCAAGGGUCGCUUCUUCUUCGACCGGGACGGCUUUCUCUUCCGAUACAUUUUGGAUUACUUGCGGGAUUCUGAGCUUUUCCUACCCGAGUUUUUCAAAGAGAGGAGGAGGCUGCAGAAAGAAGCGGACUUCUUCCAGCUGCCGGAGCUCUCCAGGCGCCUGGCGGCGGUCAGCAAAGACAGCUCGUAUGCGGAGGACAGCGGGGACCCGGAGGAGGCUGACCAGCUCGCCAGUCCGGUCACCUCUUCCUCGGACAGGACCCCCCGCUCCCCCGGGGCCGACUCCGGCUUCAUCACCAUCGGGUACAGAGGCAGCUACACUAUCGGGAGAGAUAUGCAGGCGGACGUUAAAUUCCGCAGAGUCGCCAGAAUAACAGUCUGUAGCAAAAUCUCUCUGGCUAAGGAGGUAUUUGGGGAAACCCUCAACGAGAGCCGAGACCCGGACCGGCCGCCUGACAAGUACACCUCCAGGUAUUACCUCAAGUAUAACUUUCUGGAGCAGGCGUUUGACCGGCUGGCCGAUGCUGGUUUCCACAUGGUGGCCUGCAACUCCACUGGGACCUGCUCGUACGGCAGCAAUGACCCGGGGGAGGACAAACUGUGGACCAGCUACACCGAGUAUGUUUUCUGCCGAUGAACGGAAGGUGAAGGAGUGCAUGCAUGAUCAUUUCAACCAACACUGGGACCAAAUUAACAGCUACAGUAGUUCUAACAUAAAUUAACAUCACAAACUGGCAGUUUUCAGCCUUGUCUAGUUUCAGUCUCACAUGUUUUUGCCACUCUCUGCUCUGUACAGUGGGAUCAGGCUGCAACCACAGUUAACUUUUCUGCCAUUUUUUUGUCUUAUUCUGAAAGAACAGAACUUACUUCAAACUCAGACAUACUGUAUCUCAUUGGUUAGGGAGGAGCAGCAACAAAAUAACUUUAUUGAUAUGUCACUGGGUCCUCAGCUGGGUUAUUUUUUGGCCUCAUAACCUUUCACAAAGACUGCUUUGUUUCUAAGUAAAUGACAUGAAUGGUUACUCAGGAUGGCAGAAAAGUUACGAGCUGGUUUCUUUUGAUCCUCACAGAGCUGUGCUUGCAUUGUCAUGUUAAUGUAGAGAGCCCACUGAUGCUCUGAACACAUUAGUAAGGACACAUCUGUAAAUAGCCUUAUAUUUGGUUUUGACCUGCAGCUCCUUCUGUAACUUUCAAGUCUUUAAUUUUGGGAGCUGGUGGAUAAGGAAGACAGUUAAUUGUUCUUUGGAAUGAUACUUUUACAAUUAUUUUUAUGUUUAAUUUGAAUAUAUUGAGUGCACAUACAGGAUCACUGCUUUUAAGAAUAGAUAGAUUUUGUCACAGUGCUACAUUGUUAUGUGAACUGUUGUCAUUUUUUUCUUUAGAUAUAAGGCUACGGCAAAUAAAGUGUGACAUUGUAACACUA